UCUUAUUCUAAGAACUCAGGCACUCAGGUAUCCACCAUGGUGUUGGGUCCUGAACAGAAGAGGCCAGAUGAAGAUGCUUCUGGAGACCACGGGGAGUCUGCCAGUCUUGCGGCCAUCAACCCUGCCUACAGUAACUCCUCUCUUCCACAGUCCCCCGGGGGGCACCCAGAGGAGCCUUUCGCCACCUACUUUGAUGAGAAGAUCGCCAUUCCUGAGGAGGAGUACUCUUGUUUCAGCUUUCGUAAACUCUGGGCUUUCACGGGACCGGGAUUUCUUAUGAGCAUUGCCUACCUGGAUCCAGGAAACAUUGAAUCUGAUUUGCAGUCUGGAGCAGUGGCUGGAUUUAAGUUGCUCUGGGUUCUUCUGAUGGCCACCAUCGUGGGACUCCUGCUCCAGCGCCUUGCAGCUAGACUGGGCGUAGUCACUGGGCUGCACCUUGCUGAAGUGUGUCACCGUCAGUAUCCCAGGGUUCCACGAAUUAUCCUGUGGCUGAUGGUGGAGUUGGCUAUCGUUGGCUCAGAUAUGCAAGAAGUUAUUGGCUCUGCUAUUGCCAUCAAUCUCCUCUCUGUAGGAAGGGUCCCGCUGUGGGGUGGAGUUCUUAUCACCAUUGCAGAUACCUUUGUAUUUCUCUUUUUGGACAAAUAUGGCUUGCGGAAGCUAGAAGCAUUUUUUGGUUUUCUCAUCACUGUUAUGGCCCUCACGUUUGGAUACGAGUAUGUUACAGUGAAACCCAGCCAGACCCAAGUCCUCAAAGGCAUGUUCCUGCCAUCCUGUUCAGGCUGUCAUACCUCACAGAUCGAGCAGGCCGUGGGCAUCGUGGGUGCUGUUAUCAUGCCACACAACAUGUACCUGCAUUCUGCUUUAGUCAAGUCCAGACAGGUAGACCGAGCCAAUAAGGAGGAAGUUCGGGAAGCCAAUAAGUACUUUUUCAUUGAGUCCUGCAUUGCCCUUUUUGUUUCCUUUAUCAUCAACGUCUUUGUCGUCUCAGUCUUUGCUGAAGCAUUUUUUGAGAAAACCAACAAGCAGGUGGUUGAAGUCUGUAGAAAUAGCAGCAGUCCUCAUACUCAUCUUUUUCCUGACGAUAACUCAACAUUGGCUGUGGACAUCUACAAAGGGGGUGUUGUGCUGGGGUGUUACUUCGGGCCUGCUGCACUCUACAUCUGGGCAGUGGGGAUCCUGGCUGCAGGACAGAGCUCCACCAUGACAGGAACCUACUCUGGCCAGUUUGUCAUGGAGGGAUUCCUGAACCUAAAGUGGUCGCGCUUUGCCCGAGUGAUUCUGACCCGCUCUAUUGCCAUCGUCCCCACUCUGCUUGUUGCUGUUUUCCAAGAUGUAGAGCAUCUGACAGGGAUGAAUGACUUCCUGAAUGUUCUUCAGAGCUUACAACUUCCCUUUGCUCUCAUACCCAUCCUCACGUUUACGAGCUUGCGGCCAGUAAUGAGUGAAUUUGCCAAUGGAAUAGGCUGGAGGAUUGCAGGCGGUAUCUUGGUCCUUAUCGUCUGUUCCAUCAACAUGUACUUUGUCGUGGUUUAUGUCCAGGAACUAGGGCAUGUGGCACUGUAUGUGGUGGCUGCUGUGAUCAGCAUAGCUUAUCUGAGCUUUGUGUUUUACUUGGGUUGGCAAUGUUUGAUUGCACUGGGCAUGUCCUUCCUGGACUGUGGGCACACGUACCUACAUCUGGGAUUGACAGUUCAGCCUGAACUCUACCUUCUGAACACCGUGGAUGCUGACUCACUUGUGUCUAGAUGACUGACAGCCUGAGAGACUCUAUAAGACCCACUUUCUCUUAGUCCUUUUGUGCCAAGUGUCCUGUUAACGUAUCUGUGUUAGUUCAGUGGUGAGUUUUGUUCAACCAUUUUGAGCAAAAGGCAAAGAUUUUCUCAUGGGAUGGGUGUUAAAAGCUGACAGCUUUAAGUGUAGGUCAGAGACCCACAGAGUCCUGCAAUUGCCAGAGUUAAAUUUUUAGGCUAUGAUGGUCACACACCCCUAUGGGCUUGUGUCUCGACUUCUGGAAUUUUAAAAAUAUAUAUGUGUAUAUGUUUAUGUAAACCUGAACAUAUCAGUUUGGGUAGAGUUUUAAGGUUAUAUAAAAAUGAUAGAUAUUUUGUAUUUUUUUAACAAAUGUUGCUCAGAUAAAUCAUAUUUAUUUUGUCUGGAUCGCAAGUGACAAAGGAGAAGGAGCACUGUUCUUUUUCAGAGUGAACUGGUCAAGCUGACUUACUUUUAAAGUGAUACUUGACUGUAGCCAGUUAAAUUUCACUUUGAUUUUAAUUGACCAAACCUUGGUAACUACUGAUACUAGCACAUCAUUUCCAAAGAAAACACUUCUUCUAUUCGGCAUAUUUAAUCCUGGUUGUCGGUGUGCUUUGUGAUUGUUAUUUUCUUUGUUGCUUUUCUUGAGUUUUUUUCAGAGAUAUGAUGGUAUUUUCCAAACAGCUUAAUACCUCCAAACAGGAUCCAGAAAUCACACUUAAACCAAUGAUCAGUUUUCCCUGCUGCAUUGUAACAGCCCAUUCUAGCAUUUAAGUUGUAGGUAUAAAAAUUCUAACAUUUAACUUUGUAAGUCCUAACAGAAGAUAAUGGAGUUAUUAGUUUUCUUUCUGAUGUGUGUAUAGUCCCACCAUGUCUUUUCUUCCCACUUUUCCCAUUAACACUCCAAACACCAUUUCUAGGUCCAAAGUCUAUUUCCUGGAGUGGCUAAUAUUUCUAAUGCUGACUCUCCUAGGGAAUGCUAAGCGUU
Kogia breviceps (pygmy sperm whale) is the source of this 2740-nucleotide messenger RNA. RefSeq names its product solute carrier family 11 member 2 (gene SLC11A2). Gene Ontology annotation, molecular function: ferrous iron transmembrane transporter activity; cadmium ion binding; lead ion transmembrane transporter activity. Gene Ontology annotation, biological process: multicellular organismal-level iron ion homeostasis; response to hypoxia; iron import into cell. The record is from RefSeq and is a predicted model, not a curated record. Gene Ontology annotation, cellular component: apical part of cell; late endosome membrane; early endosome. Lineage: Eukaryota; Metazoa; Chordata; Mammalia; Artiodactyla; Physeteridae.